AAGACUUCCCCAUUUGGGAAUAUUUUUUCCAUCAACAAGGUAUUUCAUCAAAAGAAGCAGAAAGAUCGCUGUGGACAACGAACGGGAAGAACAGCAACGGUCCAGCUUGUUUAGAAACAUGUCUGGGUACCCGCUGAGCAACGUGUCCGUUGGAUUGGGGUCCAUGUUGCCCGCAUGUAAAGAAAUGAGAGUAAAUCCUGUGCCAUCAAAUCUGGUUUACCUGAACGCGAAUGCGAAUAAUAACAAUCAGGUAGAUCACGGGGGGGGGGAUGCUCAAAAAAAGGACAGGGGUAGUAGCCCCCCGAGGAGUGCCUCCCGCAGCAGCGCGAACCAAAGUAACAGCAAAAAUGAUGCAAAGGAUGAGAAGCAAGCGCUGGAGUGCACUUCGUAUAAAAUUGGGAAAGGAAAAAAAAAAAAUAAUAACUUGGACAGCAUGGAAGAGCUGCUGUUCAAAUUAACAAACGGGAAUUUUAAAGCAGAAAAGCACCACGUGUAUACGGCGGAUGGGUACAGAUUAAAUUUAUAUAGAAUUGUAAGUACCAAUAAGAAGGAUAAUUUGCAAAAAAAAAAAGAAGUGUUUUGCUUAAAUCAUGGACUGUUCGAGUCCUCCAUCAGCUACACUUGCAAAGGGUACGAGUCUUUAGCUUUCCAGAUUUUCGCCAAUGAUUAUGAUGUCUGGAUAAGCAACAACAGGGGUAAUGCCUUCACAAAAUAUGUGGGGAAAGACUACGCCCUGAAAAAGUUAAAGGAAAGAUACAGCCUACAAGAUCUCAAGGACAUUGGCGUGGAGGUCACUGAGGAGAUGGCCGCGCAGGGGAGUAGCAGUGCCUCUGGUGACGACGAAAAGAAGAGCACAGAGAGUGCAAGCAGCAGUGAUGAAGAAGGCUGCCGUGAGAAAGGCAAAAACAACAACUUAAGGAAAGCAGGCAAAGCUGAUGAUAACGCUGCUAAUAAUAGCAGUGGGAAGAAGAACUCCGAGGGGACCAAAAGCAGUGUGGAGGAGAGUAAAAGUGUCCCUCCAUGCUGCGGAACCCCCGGUGCGAAGCCCUCCAUAGGAGAUGCCUCUCCCGCAGAAGGAGGAAGCAAAGUCGGGUCCAACAAAGCAGAGAAGUCAUCUCCAUGCACUAGCAGCAGCAGUGAUAGUGAAGGCCCCGAGGACGCACCCGCCAACAUUGACAGUCGAGCACUUUCGGAUAUUUUUAAGAGGGCAAAGGGGAGCAAAGGCGCUGAUAAGAAUGAGAGCAUUAAGAAGGUGUACUGCGGCAUCGGCAUCCCCGAUGAGGUGGACCCCAGUCUGAGCGCGGAUGACGAAUCGACUGUGAACAGUGAGGGGGAGAAGCAGGAGGAGGACGAGUUGGACGAGGGAGACUACAAUUUGGGCUACGAAAUAGACGGCAGUCCAGACCCCCCCGGGCCGUUCGGAGACUCAUCCAGCUGCGACUCCAAUAUGGUGUGCAGCUUCCCGUAUGUGCCCAAGGACCCAGAAAAUGGCGAAGCAGCGGGGGAAGCCGCGGAAUGCGCAGAGGGAGUGGAGGACGGCGAGGAAGUGGAGGAACUAGUCAACUUGAACAAGCACAGCGAAGAAGAUGACGUGGUCGAGCUGAACGUCCCCGAAAUGGACAAUUGGACCUUCGAAGACAUGGGGACGAAGGACCUCCCAGCAGUUAUAAAAUACAUCAAGAACAAAACACAGAGGGAACAAAUUGUGUACGUGGGAUUCUCCCAAGGAAGUGUGCAGCUUUUAAUCGGCUGCUGCCUGAACGAUUAUCUAAACAACAGCAUUAAACGGACCUACCUCUUGUCCCUUCCGAUUAUCCUGAAGAACAAAGACAAGUUGCUCAAGUCUGUGAAGAUGUUGCUCAUCGCUUCGAGGUGGUACAAGGCAAUCAUUGGCAGUAAGGAGUUCAUACAGAAGGUUUUUCCGGAGAAAAUGAGCACCAGCAUGAUCUCCAGCUCAGCUGAUUUAUUUACGCGUAACUUUUUUAAGCUGUACACGGAAAACGUAGACGAGAAUUAUAAAAAGAUUUACUUUAGACAUACCCCCAGUGGGACCACUUCCAAAGCGAAUUUAAAAAAAUGGUGCUCUUCUCUUCAUGAUGGUCCCGUGUCAGAGGCCAUAGACAAAUAUGCACACAAGUGCUCCUUCCCCAUUACGCUUGUGUAUGGCAUUAAGGAUUGCUUGGUGGAUGCCGAGAGGUCUAUUGAGUAUAUGAAGAAGAAGUUUACGAAAAACGACUUGAAGAUUAUCUCCGAGCCAGAGUGGUCGCACAUAGACCCUGUGCUGGCGGACAACCGGAACGUCGUGCUGUCCUGCAUUCUGGAGGAUCUGAAGGGGGAGGAGAAGGAGACGAAGCAGGAGGAGGAGAAGGAGACGAAGCAGGAGGAGAAGGAGACGAAGCAGGAGGAGGAGAAGGAGACGAAGCAGGAGGAGAAGAAGCAGACGAAGCAGGAGGAGAAGAAGCAGACGAAGCAGGAGGAGAAGAAAAAGCAGCAGGAGGAGAAGAAAAAGCAGCUGAAGAAGUAG
Plasmodium vivax (malaria parasite P. vivax) is the source of this 2524-nucleotide messenger RNA. RefSeq lists its product as hypothetical. NCBI's taxonomy places the organism in Eukaryota, Apicomplexa, Aconoidasida, Haemosporida, Plasmodiidae. The record is from RefSeq and is a predicted model, not a curated record. Gene Ontology annotation, biological process: lipid metabolic process. Bases 119 to 2524 code for a protein of 801 amino acids. The transcript has a single exon.